This is a messenger RNA of Hyaloscypha bicolor E, 1398 nucleotides long. Its product is annotated as adenosine deaminase. The record is from RefSeq and is a predicted model, not a curated record. The transcript has 2 exons. Gene Ontology annotation, cellular component: cytosol. Gene Ontology annotation, molecular function: adenine deaminase activity. Bases 207 to 1340 code for a protein of 377 amino acids. Gene Ontology annotation, biological process: adenine catabolic process; hypoxanthine salvage. Lineage: Eukaryota; Fungi; Ascomycota; Leotiomycetes; Helotiales; Hyaloscyphaceae.
CCCCAAGCUAACUCGAUUCAUUGCAACUCUCUAUUCGACUCGAAGAACCAGAUCCAUAACCUCACUUCGACUGUCUUGUACUUUAAUUUUGACCAGCUACUAUUCUCCUUGGAUUUACCCCCACUCUUCGAUUCUACCAAACUUAGACUACAUACUAAGGCACCGCAUUCUCAUCUCUACGCCCAAGCAAAUGACUAGCACCUGAAAUGGAUCCACCAAUCCCCUAUGCCACUCUCCAAGCCUGGAAAGCUUCAAUCCGCUCUACAAACGACCAUUUUAUCAACAGAAUCCCCAAACUCGAACUCCACGUGCACCUAGAAGGCACCCUAACCCCAGAACUUCGCUGGCAGCUCGCCCAACGCAAUGACAUGUCAUUGCAUUCCCUCCGCUUGAACAAGACUUUCCACACCUUAGAAGAGCUGAAAGAAGCUUACAACCUCCUUCAACCACGGAGCAUCAAGGGCGUUGGUCUCAGCGCUUUCUUCGAAGCGUAUUAUGGAGGCAUGGAGGUUCUUCAGACUGAGAGAGACUUUCACGAUUUAGCUAUUGCAUAUUUUGGAAGGGCGAAGGAGAUGGGCGUUGUGUAUUGUGAGGCGAUGUUUGAUGUGCAGGCGCAUACGAGGCGGGGUGUUGAGAUCGGUACUUUAAUGACGGGUUUGGGAAGCGCGAAGAAGGAGGCGGAGGUAGAAUUAGGCCUAAAGGUAAACUACAUCAUGUGCUUCCUUCGUGACCUCUCCCCUGAGGACGCGAUGAAGCAUUAUGAGCUUGCUCUGCCUUACCAAGACAUGAUUGUUGGUAUUGGACUUGACUCUAACGAAUACAAUCGGCCUCCUCUGCUCUUUGGUGAAGUGUAUCGGAGGGCAAAGAAGGAUGGGUUUAAACUUACUUGUCACUGCGAUGUCAUGCAGAAGGAUACCUAUGAGCAUAUUCGUCAAGUUGCUUGUGAGCUUGGUGGGACCGGAGCUGAUAGGAUUGAUCAUGGCCUUGAUGCUGCUGAAAUUCCGGAGCUGGUGGAGAAAAUCAAGACGAAGGGGAUUGGGAUGACGCUUUGCCCGUGGGCAUAUGUGAGGCACCACAAGGAGGAGAAUGUGUUUGGAUAUGUGAGGAGGUUGUUUGAUGCGGGUGUAUUGAUUAAUGUUAGCAGCGAUAGUCCUGCGUAUGUCGAGAGUAAUUGGAUCGUUGACAACUUGAGGUUGUCGAAGAUGAUGGGGGGCUUCACGGAUGAGGAGAUUGUGAAGUUACAGAUGGAUUCUGUGGAUAUGUGUUGGGCUUCUGAGGACGCGAAGGGACAGAUGAGAGCAGAUAUUGAGCAUUUCGUGAAGGAGGCUGUAUUUAGGUAGCUGCUCUUCGUGUUUUACAUGAAUGUCAAAUAUUAUAAUGGAAGUCAGUGGAAAGAGC